Molecule: messenger RNA, 1734 nt
Organism: Penicillium canescens
Lineage: Eukaryota; Fungi; Ascomycota; Eurotiomycetes; Eurotiales; Aspergillaceae
Exons: 3
Coding region: 1-1734 (577 amino acids)
Biological process (GO): nuclear-transcribed mRNA catabolic process, nonsense-mediated decay
Cellular component (GO): telomerase holoenzyme complex
Molecular function (GO): telomeric repeat DNA binding; protein binding; telomerase RNA binding
Source: RefSeq, a predicted model, not a curated record
AUGGCUGUUGAUCUCCAAGGGGCUCACGAUAACCCACAGUAUCAGAUCCAGAAGUCACUCGAGCGUGACAUGAGCAAGGUCGGAGUGAUAGAUCACAAUUCACACAUGGACUAUGCGGCUAUUGCUCAGGAAGCAAACCCGCAAAUGAUUAGGCAAUUGGAGACCAACCCCAUCGCCGAGGAACAUCUCAUUCAUGAAGAAUCUCUCGCAAAUGGGCCCAAGAACGGAAUUAUCACAAGAUCAGUGGAAAACGGUCAUCUCGCUACACCGAAUGCUCCUCCACGAACAUCACGACUUUUUCUCGCUUCACAGCAUCCCGCAGCCAGUCCGGUCGUGAAGCAUCUCGCUGAGAAGUAUGCUAUGCCUGCUCGCAUGUGGCGCUAUGGGAUUCAUUCCUGCUUGGAACUGUUGCGCAAAAGACUGCCUGCCUCGCUAGACCACAUGUUAGCCUUUAUAUACCUCUCGUAUUCGAUGAUGACACUCCUUCUGGAGAGUGUCCCGCAUUUCAGGGGAACCUGGAUUGAGUGCCUAGGUGAUCUAGCGCGGUAUCGUAUGGCAGUGGAAGAUACAGAUGUGGCGGACCGCGACAUUUGGGCAGGGGUCUCGAAGUAUUGGUACAAUCAGGAUACUGAUCAAUGUCCUGAAACUGGCCGGAUUCAGCACCACCUAGCCGUGUUGUCUCGUCCGGAUACUCUGCAGCAGUUCUUCUACUACACGAAAGCGUUGAUCAGUGUGCGCCCAUUUUCAAAUGCGCGGGAGAGCAUGGUCCAGCUGUUCAAUCCUAUCCUAAGUGCACCGGCUGAUAGACACACUCUGAUCACUUCUUUUGUGGCUGCUCAUGGUGCUCUUUUCAUGCAUAUGCCAGUUGAGCAGUUUGUUGCUCGGUCGAAGUUCUUCCUUUCCAAUCUGCGCCAGGAGGUUAGCUGGCUAGGCCGAGAGGGACAGCAAGGCGUCUUUAUCACAUCCUGUAAUAUCGCUGCGAUCUUUCAGUAUGGCGAUAAAGAUGGAGCCUUUGCUACGGAGUUUACUUACGACGGAAACACCACAGCAGAUGCUUAUGCUCUCUCGAGGCAGUGGGCGGCUACCACAGCACCCAAUGACCCAAAUAACCACCCAUACACCGACUUCUCAUCCCAAUUUGCAUUUCGCGCGAGCUCUCUCGCUUUUCACACCUUGAUAAUCAUCCUCGGUCAAGCCGGCGACCCGAACAUGCUUCCAACCGUGCAUGCCUCCAUGGCGUUCGUGUGGUGCCUCACACUCCACCCAGCAGCUAUCCAACGACUCGAGCCGCUAGUUCCAUGGUCGAUACUCGCAAACUACCUAAACACUUUACUCCGGCCCGACACCAACAUUGCAAAAAUUGAAGAUGAAUCGUUCCCCCGAAUCGACGACACAACCUCUCAACAGCUACCGGAGGACUUUUUGAUUAGAGGACAAACUUGGAGCCGGCUUUACUACCCUGCGAAAUUCUUCGACGAGACGGCUGUAGAAGACGACAGAUCAUUGAUUGAGGAGCCAUCAACAAUGCUCCCUAGAAGACACAGAUGCUUGUGGCUUGGAGUGCGGAUUGCAACUUUCUCUCGCUGGAUGACAUAUGACCAGACUCGACGGUUCACGCCUACCAGACUCGCACACGAAUUUGCGCCAAUUGCGCAAUCUACUGAUCACCUCAGUGGGAAUAUUUACUUGGCACCUAGUCCCUCGCUUGUUGACCAGGAGAUGGAGGAAGUUUGA